Messenger RNA from Prorocentrum cordatum, 396 nucleotides. The record is from the annotation of a GenBank genome assembly. Lineage: Eukaryota; Dinophyceae; Prorocentrales; Prorocentraceae.
AUGCGUCGUCAAGCGCUCGAUGCCCCUGGUAGCUACUGCCGACUUGCCGACACCUGCCCGGAGGUCCUAGGCGCGAGGCGCUGCGGGCUAGUGGCCAGGGCCCUGGAGGCAGGAGGCCAGUGGUCCCAGGAAGCCCUCCAAUUCGCGUGCAUCGCGGCGGACUGCAAGGCCCGGUCGGCGCCCGAACUUCUGCGCGCCUCAGUAAAGGCAGCGUGGAUCCAGUGGUGGACAGGCCUCGCCUCGGUGGCGGUGCAGCGGGCCUUCGCAGCCUCCCUGCUGUACCUGCCCCUGGACGGCCUCGCCUGCGACGGCGACGAGCCCUGGUUGCAAGACGUCCUGGCGGACGCGCGCCGCACCGAAGCCCCAGUCCCUUGCCGCAUGCCGGCGCGCCCCUGA